Molecule: messenger RNA, 660 nt
Organism: Colias croceus (clouded yellow)
Lineage: Eukaryota; Metazoa; Arthropoda; Insecta; Lepidoptera; Pieridae
Exons: 2
Coding region: 53-625 (190 amino acids)
Source: RefSeq, a predicted model, not a curated record
GUAAAUUAAUCAAUUAGAUUGACCCAAUUCGAAAUUUGAUCACUUUGGAGCUAUGCUUUCGUUGGGUUGGUGUGUUUUGGUGAUUUUAAUUCCGAAGUCGCUUCAACAAAUAAGCGAUGAAGGUGAUCAGCGUUCAGUUAUUAUUGAUUCCAAUGAUAAUGUUGAUAUUUCGAGUAUAGAUAACAUUCAACCCGUUACACCUUAUCCCAUUUAUCUAGUAAAUGAUGGUAUGCUACACGAAAAAGCGUUGCUUAGAGGUAAUAAGUACCACAGACCCGCGCCGGGCAUACGAUACAUACCAGACGAUGACUAUUCAACUAUCUAUGAGGCAAUCUAUUACGAUGACAAGCAGUUCCCAAAUCGUAAGCUUAAGAAAAGAAGGCGAAAACCACCGAAGCCCUCUGGAAGACCCAAGCCCACUACAAAACGAACCAAGCGUACUACAAGACGACCAAAAACCACAACAGAAGAACCUCGUAAAACUUAUGUUGUAAAUAAUAGUAUUGGUGCUGAAUUUAAUUUGAAAAUUGAAGGUGAAAACAAGGAUGAUGUUGAUAAUGAAAAUAGUGAAGAUAGAGAAUUAUUGAUGGCUUUGUUACAGCAAAACGGGGAGUUUAUAUUUUAAGAGCCGAUUUUUCAAUCCUUGGUUAAAAUUCUUCU